AUGAAGAAGGCCUUCCCGCACCUGGAAGGUGCGAUGGUCGCGUCCGAGAAGAAGGGGGUAAAACUCAAGGUAGAGGCAGUGGCGGCGGAGUUGGGGCGCGUGAAGGUUCCUGAGAAGUCUAAGGGAGCGACUGGCACAGACUCUCGGGAUGCGGUGCUUCGGUGGCUUGAGAAGUCCGCCGGUACCAACGAUAUCAUCCAUGAGCCUCCAGACUAUCCCAUCAGCAAGAUCGGCGAGCGUAUGAACAAGUUGAUCGACCACCUCUUCGACAAGAUCCCGAAUGUCACCAUCAUCCUUUCUACACUCAUUGUCAACACUCACGAAGGUGCAGAUGAGCGCAUCCAGAGAAUCGUCAACCCGCAGUACGAAGCCUUGGUGAAGCGCAAGCAAGAGAAAAAGGCGCGAAUCGUGCUCGCCGAUCUGCAUCCAGUCGUCAAAGCAGAGGAACUGGUUGAUGGGACGCAUCCCAAUGACGAAGGGUACGAGAAGAUAGCUGAGGCAUGGCUUAAAGCGAUAGCUGAGGCCGGCCGAAAGGGACUGCUCGUGGAGCCCCAGGACCUAGAUGAUCCCAAUAUCAACAAGCCGCCGCACGUGUCAAACAAAAUACAUAGUAUCACAGCGCCAUUUGCAACCUCUGUACUGUCUUGGAGUACCCAUAGAACGGCUGUCAACACUACUUCAAGGUCAUAUAGCGUCCACCCGACGGCACGCAGCACCACUUCCACAGCAUUCGGAACCGUUACGCCCACCACGGUGUCCUUCAACACUCCUCAGGUGUUUUGCGCGCUUUCUGAGGGACAAGCUCCUGUCAAGGUCGAUUCACCAUCAGAAUGUUAUAUUCCGGCUAAGGCAGCCGCGAACAACAGCCAAAUUCUGCCCUCUGCGAUUCCGAAGAGCAAUGCUGCUCGUUUCAAUAAGCCUUUUUGGUGUAGCUGGUGGCUCUGA
Messenger RNA from Didymosphaeria variabile, 945 nucleotides. RefSeq lists its product as uncharacterized. Gene Ontology annotation, molecular function: phosphatidylcholine lysophospholipase A1 activity. The coding region runs from base 1 to 945 and encodes 314 amino acids. The transcript has 2 exons. NCBI's taxonomy places the organism in Eukaryota, Fungi, Ascomycota, Dothideomycetes, Pleosporales, Didymosphaeriaceae. The record is from RefSeq and is a predicted model, not a curated record.